Cyprinodon variegatus (sheepshead minnow) is the source of this 1324-nucleotide messenger RNA. Its product is annotated as sodium/hydrogen exchanger 2-like. The coding region runs from base 16 to 1065 and encodes 349 amino acids. The record is from RefSeq and is a predicted model, not a curated record. Lineage: Eukaryota; Metazoa; Chordata; Actinopteri; Cyprinodontiformes; Cyprinodontidae. The transcript is spliced from 7 exons.
UUUUUGAAAUCUUGAAUGCUUCUGCCUUUCUCUCUGCAGGGAAUCAGUAUUCGACCGCUGAUUGAGUUCAUCAAUGUACGCAGAACCAACCGCAAUUUGGACACCAUCAAUGUAGAGAUCCACUGCAGGGUCAUGGAGCACACGAUGGCAGGAAUAGAGGAUCUCUGUGGGCAGUGGAGUCAUUUCUAUUGGAAGGACAAGUUCAUGAGGUUCAACAACCGAAUACUUCGUCGGAUACUUAUUCGAGACGCCAGGGCGGAAUCCAGUAUCGUGGCGCUGUACAAGAAGCUGGAGCUGCAGAAUGCCAUAGAGGUCCUGGACACAGUGUCUGGAGAAAUCAGCGCUGCUCCGUCCGUCAUCUCCCUCCAGGAGGAGCAGAAGGAAUCUUCUAAACAGAAGAUGAGUUUAAUGACUGAGGACCUUAAAAACAUGCAUAAAAUUCUGUCCAAAAAUAUGUACAAGAUCCGGCAGCGGACUGUGGCAUUCACAAGUAAGCACGCUCUGCCCAAUGACAGCCAGCCCAGAGAGAUCCUGAUUCGACGCCACGCCAGCAUCCGGCGAAGCCUCCGUCCUGGCAGCUUUCAGUCCACGAUGGUUCCAAAGUCUCAGAAAUAUUUUUCACUUCCUGCUGGACAGAGUUUAGGGUCAAAAUAUCCUUCCUCUCGACUGAGUCAUGCAGAUAAACAUGAGACAAUGUCAGAGGUAGCCUAUCCUACUCGACGCUCUCGACUCAGUCAUUCCAAACGCUCUUCGUCUGGAGCCAUGAUGCCGCUUCACAAGCUGGGAACACUAAAAGAAAUGCCCUCUACUGAUGACCUUGGCAUGCACCAAACUACCUCCUCCAACAGUGAUCCCUCUUUCCCAUCCUCCUCUCCACACCAUGGCCCUCCUGUUGACAAUAACAAUGGCUCUGCAGACAGCUUAAGGAAUGAAAAUGAGGCAGAAGAGGAAAAUGGGCUGCGGCAGCAGGAGGCUUUAUCACCACCAAGCUGGGCAGCCGAACCCAGAGACAACACGCCUCGAAACCCUCUCCUUAGGCGGCCACAUUGGAACCCAAAAAAGUAAAAUCCAACUGAACCACAUUGUUAAAAAAAACAAAAACUUCUUGUUUUAGUUUCAAAUGUGAAGGUAAAUUAACGAUGGAGGUCUUUUCAUUUCUACCUGAAGACGAAAACAUUUCGUAGGAAUACCUCGCAGAAAGAGGUGCCAUGCACAUCAGAAGCUCGGUGCAAAAUACUGACUGAACUGUUUGCCUUAUUGAUGAAAUUUGAGCUUGUAUUUUAGCUAUUAUUCUUUCUAUGAGGAUUUUUUUUAUUGUUUUAAA